CUGGCUCAGUGCUCUAAUCGCUAGGCUAGCUGCCACAUUACUACAUUCUGUCAGAUCUUUCACUUCCCUUAUUGUGAUUUUGUUUUCUUAUGCUUUCAUUUUGACCAGAUAAUUUUGUUUUUCUAUGACAAAAACAUUCAAGAGGUAUUGUGAUACUACUUGAAACUGUGAUACCUGAGCUGGUACCGUGACAACAGUACAACCAAUCAUCCUUCUACUCUAAGCCAAUAAUAAGUGUUCUGAAACUUGUAAAUUACAAGUUAGAGAGACACCCCCCCAAAAUGAAGGAAGUUAAUCACAAGGCUGGUCUCGGAACAAUACAGUAAAAGACCUGUCAACUCCAGUUGCCUUUUUUUGGUUGGUGACUAGGAUGUGUGGGGACAGCUGCACAGCCUCAGUGAGUACUUGACUGAAGAUGAAGAUUCUCUUUCUCUUGAUUCUUCUAUUAGAUGUCCCUGAGAUGGAAGCACAACAGAGGACGGUGGUGAAUGGACAAGCGUUGCUGAGAUUUGUCUUUCCUCCUUUCUACAACGGUUAUGAGAAGUUCUGUUCUAAACUAUAUCCUCGGGGAGUUUCUGUUAUUGUGAAUACCAGAGGAUAUGUCAACGACUUCUACGAGGGAAGAGUAUCCACAACCGAGUACAAUGGUGGAAUGGACGUUGUGAUAUGGAAUUUAAAGCCAGUGGACACUGGCGACUACAGGUGUGCUAUUGUCACCAUUGGAUGGAAUCAUAUCUACAAAGACUAUAACCUCCAGAUUGAUAGUGGUCGACGUAGCGGUCCAGUAUCCCCUCGACCUCCGGUCAGGUCAACCAUCAGCCCCUUCAUCUUCUCUUCCUCAUCAGACACCUCUGGGCCUGUUUUCACCAAGGACCACAGUGACAGCCCCAGUGUUCCCUGGAGCUUUGGUUUACCACUAGCUGCAGGUCUUUGCAUCACUAUGGUGAUUGUGAUCAGCUCAGUAGUCCUUGUUGUGGUUCAUCACAAAAUCAUCACGAAAAAGAAAUGUGGAGCAACUUCCAGUGACUCAGCUGCACACAUCCUCUCAGAUGUCCUUCAGGAGGAGAGCAGUAUUGUCUACACCACAGUGGACUUCAAGCCUCAUGAGAACCAUACCACUGAGCUGUAUGCUAACCUACAGACACUCCGCAGCCCCAGAAGCACCGACUCACACAGAGAGCCUGCUGGGACAGUGGUGUACUCCACACUGGCUAGCAACCAACGCUGAACCCGAUUAUCUUUCUGAUGAUCCCAGAACUCCAAUGUUUGAAAACCUGCAUUGUAUAACCUCAACCUGGUUUAAGGCUCUAUUCAAUCAGAUCCACUUUAGUCGAUGAUUAAAGUGGGGUUUCUUUUGCGGUAUUGGAGGUGGAAAAGCUUACAGGUUUAUCAAAUCCACAAGCGGCUCCGGGCAUUAUACCUAAAGGUGGACACUGCCAUUGGCUGCACGGUGUCACAAUAAUAGAAAACCCACGCAGCUUUGUUUACAAGUUUGAACACUGCAAUGUGAGAUGUAAUCUACACCUCGAAUUAGGCUGAUAAUUAUUUUUUAAUUUGAGCGUCAUUAUUUCUGUUUAUAAACUGGGUGGUUCGAGCCCUGAAUGCUGAUUGGCUGACAGCCG
Oncorhynchus tshawytscha (Chinook salmon) is the source of this 1622-nucleotide messenger RNA. RefSeq lists its product as uncharacterized. The coding region runs from base 416 to 1228 and encodes 270 amino acids. The transcript is spliced from 6 exons. Lineage: Eukaryota; Metazoa; Chordata; Actinopteri; Salmoniformes; Salmonidae. The record is from RefSeq and is a predicted model, not a curated record.